CAGCUUACUGGGGGGGACAGAAAGGAGACAGAAAGAAAAUGCCAUGCACAAAACUAAACUGGCUCACGCUAGGACCUGGAGGAGUGCUGGUGGGUGUUCCAGAAGUGACAGAUAGGAGAACGGAGCACGGAAGUCAAAUUUCUGGUGAUGGCUCAGCAGGCCGGGGCUGGGCGCAGGUAUAUCCGGGCGUUUGUGAGCGGCUUCUUCGUGGCAGUGCCCGUAACUGUCACUGUUCUGGACCGCUUUGCCUAUGUAGCACGAGUAGAAGGAGCCUCAAUGCAGCCUUCCCUGAAUCCUGAGGGGAAUGUGACAGGGUCUGACGUGGUGCUCCUGAACCGCUGGAGUGUGAGGAACUACCAAGUACGACGAGGUGACAUUGUGUCAGUCCUGUCUCCCAAGAACCCCCAGCAGAAGAUCAUCAAGCGGGUCAUAGCCCUUGAGGGAGACUUCAUCAAGACACUUGGCUAUAAGAACCGCUAUCUCAGGGUCCCUGAUGGCCACUUUUGGAUCGAGGGGGACCAUCACGGCCACAGUCUGGACAGCAACAGCUUUGGACCGGUGUCCCUGGGGUUGGUCCACGGUCGUGCCUCCCACAUCAUCUGGCCGCCCAAUCGGUGGCAGAGGAUCGAGCCGUCCCUCCCCCCUGAGCGGAAGCCCUUGUUGAACUGGCACGGGGACACAACAGAGGAGGAGGACUGAGGAGAGGCCUGCUCAUGGCUGUAUACAUACUGUACCUACCUACACACACUCUCUCUCUCUCUCUCUCUCGCUCGCUCUGUCAUACAGUACAUGUGAAAAUGUCAUAAUCCUUUGAUGUGGCAUAGUUAUGAUAUCUCUUUGUUGUUAAGAAGCUGAAUAUGUCAAUGGAUCAGAUACCCAUACAGUUACGGCCAAAUAUAUUGGCACCCUUGCACGUUUCUUAAAUAAUUGCCUAUUUCUUCUACAAUACGUUGAAAAAUUAUAAAGUAAAGUUUGGUCUCCACACCUUGUUUUUCGAUAUUCAACAUUGCAGAACCUAUUUUAUUUUUGUAAAUAUAAGUUUAACAUUUACUUAAAAAAUAAAGACCAAUGGCAUGGACACAAUUAUUGCCACCCCAGAGCUUGUACUUGGUUGCACAGCCUUUGUCCAAGAUAACUGCCAAGAAAUGCUUCGUGUAGCCAUCAUGAGCUUGCUGCACACUUCUACUGUUUUCACCUCUCGCCAUAGGUUAUGGAUGUGAUUCAGAUAUGGACUCUUCACUGGCCACUCCAGAACAGUCCAGAUUUCUUCUUAAACCUUUCCAGGGUGAUUGCUAUGUAUGUUUGGGGUUGUUGUCCUACUGUGGAAGACAGUUUCUGGACACUGGGUUGAACAUUGCACUCCAAAACAUCCUUGAUAAUCUGCUGAUUUCAUGUCUUACACACAUUCAAGGCACCCAGUACCAGAGGCAGCAAAGCAACCCCACAUCAUUAUUGAACCUCCUCCAUAAUUGAUUUUAGUUGUUGGUCAACAUAGGAAGACCCCACUGCUGAAGGAGACAAGUAAGCCUGAUUGAACUUCUCAAAAACCCACCUAAACAACGCUAAAUCCUGGGGGGGAAUGCUCUGUGGACCAAUGAAACAGAAUUAGAGUUCUUUGGCAAUACAGAUCAGCGUUCGGUUUACUGGCCUCCAAAUGAAUCAUUCAAUGAAAAAAGAACCCUCCCUACAAUGAAAGAUAAGGGAGGUUUGAUAAUGCUGUGGUGUUGCUUUGCUGGUACUGGGGACCUUGACCGUGCACAAUGACAUGAAAUCAGCAGAUGAUCAGGUUUGUUGUGGUCCAAUGUUCAACCCAGUGUCCAAAAACUGGGUCUCGUUGAAGGUUGUAUCUUCCAGCAGGACAACGACCUCCAAACGCACAUCAAAAAGCACCCAGGAAUGGUUAAGAAGAGAUGUUGGACUGUUCUGGAGUGGCCAGCGAAAAGUACAGAUCUGAAUUACAUCCAAAAGCUACGGCGAGGUCCAAUAUGGCGAGCUGUUGGUAAAGGGCACCCAUCAAAUGUUGAAUAAUUAAAACAGUUUGCUUCUGAAAAGUGGGCCAUAUUGCUAGAUGAAAGGUACAGAAAGCUCAUUGAUGGUUACAAGAAGCGUUUGUCUACAGUUAUCUUGGCCAAAGGUUGUGCAAGUACUAGCUACAGAGUGCCAAUAAUUUUGUCCAUGCCAUUUGUCUUUGUUUUCUACAUUAAAAUUGUACAUUUUAUGUUUACAAAAAUAAAAUAGUUCUGCAAUAUUGAAAAUCUAAUAAGUUGACAAAACAUUUUUUUUUUUUAUGUUAACUUAUUUUAGAAGAAAUAGGGAAUUAUUUAAGAAAAGUAUGAAACUGUCUGUGGCCAAUUGUAAAAAAAAAAAAUAAUUAUAAUAAUUAUAAAAAAUAAAAAUAAAAAUUGCAACCAUGUAAUGUGAACAACUGAACGCUGAGAUAUAUAUUUUUGUGUUGUGGAGUACCAUGUUAUUAAACUAAAACUGUUUGGGCUUUGAAGGAGCCUGUGGCAUGAAA
Messenger RNA from Salmo salar (Atlantic salmon), 2515 nucleotides. Its product is annotated as mitochondrial inner membrane protease subunit 2. The record is from RefSeq and is a predicted model, not a curated record. NCBI's taxonomy places the organism in Eukaryota, Metazoa, Chordata, Actinopteri, Salmoniformes, Salmonidae. Gene Ontology annotation, molecular function: serine-type endopeptidase activity. Gene Ontology annotation, cellular component: membrane; mitochondrial inner membrane peptidase complex.